Polistes canadensis is the source of this 1342-nucleotide messenger RNA. Its product is annotated as calcyclin-binding protein. The record is from RefSeq and is a predicted model, not a curated record. Gene Ontology annotation, cellular component: nucleus. The transcript has 2 exons. Bases 296 to 979 code for a protein of 227 amino acids. Gene Ontology annotation, molecular function: tubulin binding; S100 protein binding; ubiquitin protein ligase binding. Gene Ontology annotation, biological process: heart development. Lineage: Eukaryota; Metazoa; Arthropoda; Insecta; Hymenoptera; Vespidae.
AUAUUCAUAGAGAUUUUUAUUCUAGAGAAAUCUCGAAGUUUCUAUCAUGAUACAUGUAUAUACUAGCUUAGACACCAUGCGAGUGUAAACGAUUACCGUCAAGUCGAACGAAUCUAAACGUGUUGUAUUCCGUAUUCUGUUAAUUUACGGGAAAAAAAAAAAACGCUUUACGAAGAUUUUGCAUUAAAAAAUUGUGAACAGGCUCUAUUUAUUAUCAUAUAUAAUUUAUCGUUAGAUCAAAUUAAAAAAGAAUUUUUACAAAUUAUCUUCUGGAAAAAGGAUUAAAUUUAAUAUUAUGGCUACGAAAAGUGAGGAGUUAAAACUGGACAUAGAAGAAUUGAAUGCUUUUCUACAACAAGCUACACGUUCCAAAGUAAAAGAUAUUCUUUCUUUAGAAAUUAGACGAUUGCAGACAGAGGUAGGAAAAUUGAUUGAGGAAAAUAAAGAUGUAUGUCCUAAAUCAGUAAAUUCAUCCAUUAAUUCUACUUCUAAAUGUUAUGAUGUUAAGAUAAACAAUUAUUGUUGGGAUCAAACGAAUAGCGUUGUGAAAAUAUAUGUUCAAUUAAAGAGCGUGCAUCUUUUACCAAACAGUAGCGUUGUCUGUAAAUAUACUGAAAAGUCCAUGGAUUUGUACGUUUACGGAUUGGACAAUAAAAAUUAUCACUUACCGAUCAAUAAUUUAUGCGAAGAUAUUGACACUGAAAAGAGUUAUUUCAAAGUAAAGGCAGAUAUGAUCAUUGUAUAUCUCUCAAAAAAAUCUCUAAAAAAUUGGUCGCAUGUAACUGGCGUUGAAAAAAGAAUAAAAGAAGCGAAAACUCCAACGGUUCCUGAUAUGGGAGAUGAUCCCGGUACAAAUUUAGUCAAUCUAAUGAAGAAAAUAUAUCAAGAUGGAGAUGAUGAGAUGAAAAAGACAAUAGCUAAGAUAUGGACUGAAAAUCAACAUAAAUCUGCUGCUGGUCUGUCAGGUUUUGAUUAUUAAUUAUAAAACAAUACUUUAUUAAAUGUAUUUUAUGUUACAUUAUAAUGACACACAAAUUUAGGCCUAAAUAUAUUACAUAUAUCAACUUAUAUUAUGUAUAAUUAGAAUAAAGUUCCUCAAAUCCAAAUUUAUCAUAGUUACAAGUAAAGUAACAAGUAAACGAGUAGAUUUCAAUUGCAUUUAUCUAAUCAAUACCAAUUAUAAAACCUUCUUAUUUCCGAUUAUUAAAUUGAUAUUUAUGAUACCAAUUAUGGUAUUUUUUUUUUCAUCGUUACAUUUACAAGAGAUACAAAUGCCAAUUUUUAUAAUUGUAACAUUUAAUAUUAUAUAAUAAGAAGUAAUAAAAUAUUAAGAAUGUUUACU